GUUUCCUUCCAUGGCUAAAGGUGAGUGAGUGUGUUAGUUGUGUCAGUGUCGUCCUGUCUGCUGGAGGAAGAGAUGAUGGACGACUCCGGAGCUGUCCAAGCGGCUCGUGCGCUGAAGCACGCCGCGCUGUGCCUGAUGCUGCUGCCCCGGUUCCUGCUGGCCGCCGUCAUGCUGUGGCUCCUGGACUUCUUGUGCAUCCGGAGGAAGGUGCUGAUGRUCAUGGGCAAGAGGCAGGACGGCCCGGACGACCCGCCGCUGUGCGUCUCCGACUCCAACCGGAUGUUCACCUGGGAGUCCCUGCGGGCCGUGUGGCACGGCCAGAAACUGGACUUUCUCAAAUCGGCGCACCUGGGCCAGACGGCCCCCAACACCGAGGUGAUGCUUGUGCAGGAGCGGCGGCCGGUCCGGCUCCUGGACUGCACGAAGGGCAAGCGGCCGCUCAUCCUCAACUUCGGCAGCUGCUCCUGACCGCCGUUCAUGACGCGGCUGGCCGCGUUCCAGCGCGUCAUGCGCCAGUACGCGGACGUCGCGGACUUCUUGGUGGUGUACAUCGAGGAGGCGCACCCGUCGGACGGCUGGGUGAGCUCCGACGCGCCUUACCAGAUCCCCAAGCACCGCUGCUUGGAGGACAGGCUGAGAGCCGCGCAGCUGAUGCUCUCCGAGGUGCCGGGGAGCAACGUGGUGGUGGACACCAUGGACAACUCGUCCAACGCCGCGUACGGAGCCUACUUUGAGAGACUCUACAUAGUGAUGGACGAGAGGGUGGUGUACCAGGGGGGCAGGGGUCCCGAGGGCUACCGGAUCUCGGAGCUGAAGAGCUGGCUGGAGGAGUACAAGAAGGAGCAGGUGGCCCCUCAGGCAGCAGUGGAGUGCGUUUAGUUUGAUGCUGAAAGCUGCUACAGUGUCCAACCCAGUCAAACCAUACCUGAUGCUGCUAUCACACAUGGCACAUAUGUUGUUUUAUUCCCGUGCAAACAGACUCUGGACAAUUAUAGAGUUUAAAUUUCUGUGAAAGCCUUUAGAUCCUGUUCAGAUUGUGAUGAUUGCUCAUAGCGAUUUUCUUUAUUGUUAUUUUUGUAUGGAAAAGUGUUGAAUCAAUUGAAUCUGAGUUCAGUUGGUGGUCACUCUAUUUUUCUACAAUGAGUAUGUGUGUGCGUGUGUGUGUGCGUGUGUGUUGGGGGUGUGGGGGGGGGCAUAUCUCACUCUGGCGUCUGUGUGAAGUUCGGUUUUUAAAAGGGCGCAUCCAGAGAACCGACACUGAUGUUCCUGAUUCCAGCAGAGGGAUUCUGCUCUCCUCAGUGACUGAUUGUGAGUUUUAUUUUUAUUUUUUUUGAAACAAUGUAACUGAACAAAUUUUUUGUAAUAAAAAAAAGACAGGUUUGCA
Austrofundulus limnaeus is the source of this 1384-nucleotide messenger RNA. Its product is annotated as type III iodothyronine deiodinase-like. The record is from RefSeq and is a predicted model, not a curated record. The transcript has a single exon. Gene Ontology annotation, molecular function: thyroxine 5'-deiodinase activity. Gene Ontology annotation, biological process: thyroid hormone metabolic process. NCBI's taxonomy places the organism in Eukaryota, Metazoa, Chordata, Actinopteri, Cyprinodontiformes, Rivulidae.